This is a messenger RNA of Triticum dicoccoides, 753 nucleotides long. Its product is annotated as probable auxin efflux carrier component 9. The transcript has a single exon. Gene Ontology annotation, cellular component: plasma membrane; endoplasmic reticulum. Bases 1 to 753 code for a protein of 250 amino acids. Gene Ontology annotation, biological process: auxin polar transport; auxin export across the plasma membrane. Lineage: Eukaryota; Viridiplantae; Streptophyta; Magnoliopsida; Poales; Poaceae. The record is from RefSeq and is a predicted model, not a curated record. Gene Ontology annotation, molecular function: auxin efflux transmembrane transporter activity.
AUGGCGCCGCUGUACACGGCGGCGGCGCUGGGCUACGCGUCGGUGCGGUGGCUCAAGGCCUUCUCCGAGGAGCAGUGCGCGGGGAUCAACCGCUUCGUGGCCACCUACGCCCUGCCGGCGCUCAUCUUCGACAUGGUCUCCACCAACGACCCCUACGCCAUGAACGCCCGCCUCGUGGCCGCCGACACGCUACAGAAAGGGGUCAUGCUGCUCGGCCUCGUGGCGUGGGCGGCGUGGUCAUCCCUCCGCCGCCGCGGGACAUCCGCCGGCAACGGCAAGGUUGCGGCCUCGCCGCUGCAGUGGGUGGUGACCGCCUUCUCCAUGACGCAGCUGCCCAGCACCAUCAUCAUGGGCGUGCCGAUCCUCGGCGCCCUGUACGGGCCCACGUCCAAGGACCUCAUGAAACAGAUCGUCGUGAUGCAGCUCUGCGUUUGGUACAACGUCAUCAUCUUCAUGUACGAGUACAUGGCGGCCAUGGAUGGCAGCAACAAGGUCGGCCCCGCCCCAGCGUCGCCGGAGAACGUUGGGAGCACGGAGGUCGCGGCCGCACAACCAGGCAUGGCCGUGGCCAGCCAGACAACGUCGACGGCGGUCGUGGGAGAGGUGACUCCGACUCAUGGUGCAGAUGCCGAGGUCGCGCAGGCAGAGGAUCUGGCGCUGCCGGCACCUCCAUCGAUGAGCCAUGUCGCUUUUGUGACAGGGAAAAAGGUUCUCAAGAUCCCAAACACAUAUGCUGCCUUCCUUUCAGAGUAA